This is a messenger RNA of Medicago truncatula (barrel medic), 2997 nucleotides long. RefSeq names its product exocyst complex component EXO70I. Bases 505 to 2562 code for a protein of 685 amino acids. NCBI's taxonomy places the organism in Eukaryota, Viridiplantae, Streptophyta, Magnoliopsida, Fabales, Fabaceae. The transcript has a single exon. Gene Ontology annotation, biological process: exocytosis. Gene Ontology annotation, molecular function: phosphatidylinositol-4,5-bisphosphate binding. Gene Ontology annotation, cellular component: exocyst. The record is from RefSeq and is a predicted model, not a curated record.
AAAGAACGUUCAAAGUAAAGAGAGAGAGAGAAGAAUAAUUAAACUAUGAUAGAUAUUCAGAAAAAGUAGAACCAUUCUCUCCCUUCUGUCAUGCACUUUGCAUCACCCCAAAAACACAAACUCUCUCUCUCUCUCUCUACACAUUAGGGUUUCUCUCUCAUCACUACACAGAUUCAGAUUCUCAUCUACUCCAUUCAUUCUCCAUUCACCAUUAUCUCAACUCGGUGAGUUAACUCACCCUUCUCUCUCUCUCUUUCCUAUUUUAACUCAAAACCCUUUUCUUCUUUUUUUGAUUUGAUAGCCCAAGUACAAAUUUCUUAUCUAUUUUAUCAGUGGUAAGUUAAAAAUUCAAUUUUUUUAAUACCCUUUUCUUGGUUGAUCACAAAAACCACAUUUUCGAUGAUUCCAAUGAAAAAUAGCCCAAAUAAGGAAAAUUAGAAAGACAAAAAACCCAUCUCAAAUAAGUUAACAAUUGUUGUUAUUUGUUUAUUUUGAGUGUUUUUAAUGGCUGAUUCUAGUUCUGGUUGUUCUGGUUCUGGUUCUGUUAGUUUGAAAAGUGAUAGUAGAAUUGAGAAUUUGAUUUUAGCUAGUAAAUCAUUGAAACUUAGUUUAGACAAAUCAAAGAGUGUUGGAUUAGCAUUAGAGAAAGCAGGGCCAAGGUUAGAUGAAAUUAGGGUAAGGUUGCCUUGGCUUGAAUCCGCGGUGAGGCCGAUUCGGGCUGAAAAGGAUGCUCUUGUGGCGGUUGGAGGCCAUAUUAAUAGGGCUGUUGGUCCUGCGGCUGCUGUUUUGAAGGUUUUCGAUGCGGUUCAUGGACUUGAGAAGUCGUUGUUGUCGGAUCCGCGGAUUGAUCUGCCGGGUUAUUUGUCGGUUUUGAAGCGUCUUGAGGAGGCAUUGAGGUUUUUGGGAGAUAAUUGUGGGUUGGCUAUUCAGUGGUUGGAUGAUAUAGUUGAGUAUUUAGAAGAUAAUUCGGUUGCAGAUCAGGUUUAUCUUAAGAAUUUGAAGAAGGAGUUGGAGAGUCUUAAGGGAUCGCAGAAUGGUGAUUUGGAUGGUGGCUUGUUAGAUGCUGCUUUGGAUAAAUUAGAGAAUGAGUUUAGGUUGCUUUUAACGGAAAACAGUGUGCCGCUUCCUAUGUUGUCGGAUUCUCUUGGUGAUCAGGCUUGCAUUGCGCCUUCACCUUUGCCUGUUUCUGUUGUUCACAAAUUGCAGGCUAUUCUUGGUAGGUUGAGAGCUAAUGAUAGACUUGACAAGUGUGUGUCGAUUUACGUCGAAGUUAGAAGUUCUAAUGUGAGGGCGAGUUUGCAGGCGCUGAAUUUGGAUUACCUUGAGAUCUCAGUUUCUGAGUUCAAUGAUGUGCAGAGCAUAGAGGUGUAUAUAGCUCAGUGGGGAAAGCAUUUGGAGUUUGCAGUGAAACAUUUGUUUGAGGCUGAGUAUAAGCUUUGUAACGAUGUGUUUGAGAGGCUUGGACGUGAUGUGUGGAUGGGUUGCUUCUCAAAGAUAGCUGCACAAGCCGGUAUACUUGCAUUUCUUCAGUUCGGUAAGACUGUUACGGAGAGUAAGAAAGAUCCCAUUAAGCUUUUGAAGUUGUUGGAUAUUUUUGCGUCGUUGAACAAAUUGAGACUGGAUUUCAACCGUCUUUUUGGGGGAGAUGCGUGCGUUGAAAUCCAAAAUUUGACAAGGGAACUUAUCAAGAGUGUGAUUGAUGGGGCUGCAGAAAUUUUCUGGGAACUUCUGGUUCAGGUAGAGUUACAGAGGCCGAACCCUCCUCCUCCAGAUGGAAGUGUCCCAAGAUUGGUGAGCUUUAUAACUGAUUACUGCAAUAAACUCUUGGGGGACGACUAUAAGCCUAUACUGACCCAAGUCCUGAUCAUUCACCGAAGUUGGAAACGUCAAAGCUUUCAGGAGAGGCUCCUCGUUAAUGAGAUUUUGAACAUAUUGAAAGCCGUGGAAUUAAAUUUGGAGACGUGGAUCAAGGCUUAUGAUGAUCCUAUGUUGUCCAACUUUUUUGCAAUGAACAAUCACUGGCAUCUUUUCAAACAUUUGAAAGGGACAAAGCUUGGGGAUCUUUUAGGUGAUUCUUGGUUAAAGGAACACGAGCAGUAUAAGGACUAUUACUCCACAAUAUUCUUGCGUGAUAGCUGGGGAAAGCUCCCUGGACAUUUGAGUAGGGAAGGGCUGAUUCUUUUCUCGGGAGGGCGUGCCACUGCUCGUGAUCUGGUCAAGAAAAGAUUGAAAAAAUUCAACGAGGUUUUUGAUGAGAUGUUUUCCAAGCAGUCAGGUUGGAUCAUGGUAGAACGAGAUCUGAGAGAGAAGACGUGUCAGCUUAUAGUGCAGGCUGUGGUGCCUGUUUACCGGAGUUACAUGCAGAAUUAUGGUCCCUUGGUUGAGCAAGAUAACAGCUCCAAUAAAUAUGCAAAAUACACAGUACAGAAGCUGGAAGAAAUGCUUUUGUGUCUUUACCGGCCGAAGCCUGCAAGACAUGGAAGCAUGAAAAUUCCGCAGCUUAGUGGAAAGUAUGGCAAUGGAAUGCCCGAUCUUCGUCGUACGGCUUCAGCAGUUGUGUAGUUUCCGAAUCCUAUAUUUAUAAAUGUCAAACAGCAACGAUAAUCGAUUCCCCUCAUCAGAUGGAUGGCUACUGUAUAUAAUUUUUCAUUGGAGCUUUGCGGUGCAUGAGAUAGGUUUUGCUUAGAUUCUAAGGAGGAAGUUUCUGAGUAGUUCUAUUCAAAUAUCUGAUGUAUUUCCAUGAAAAUGAAGUUUUGUAUCCCCCUCUAACAGGGGUUUAUGUAAAAGAUGUGCAAUCUCUAAGUGUACCAUAGGUUAUGAUCCUUGGUCAAUAAGUAUGGACCUUCCAAUGAGGUCCUUUGGUCAUACUCCUUGCUAAGGUAAUUAAUUAUUUUUUUCCAUUUUCAUCAUUAAUUAUUCAGUUUGUAGCAGGAUCGUUGUAAUAUGCAGAAUUAAUGUACAAUUUUUUAGUAUACAUGAAUUUAGUUUAUAAGCUUA